Messenger RNA from Drosophila serrata, 952 nucleotides. RefSeq names its product TBP-related factor 4 (gene Trf4). Gene Ontology annotation, biological process: DNA-templated transcription initiation. Gene Ontology annotation, molecular function: DNA binding. The record is from RefSeq and is a predicted model, not a curated record. Lineage: Eukaryota; Metazoa; Arthropoda; Insecta; Diptera; Drosophilidae.
AUGGACCGAGGAUGGAGGAUGUUGUUUCUGCAACAAAAUCGCCCAGCAUUAAACACCAGCGAUGGCAUAAUUUAUGGCAAUGCCAGGAUUCCGGGCCCGCGAUGCCCGGAGACAGAUGUGACAUCGGCAGUGACCAUCGUGACAUUAAUGCUGCCCUUCAGGCAAUUAUAUUCAGAAAUUCUUCUGCAAGCCCACCGAUAUCUGCUGGGAGAGGCCUCGAAGAAGGGCGAUCCGGUGGGACCUGAUUCAGAAUUCAACUUUAAUGCCAUCUUUGACGAUUUGAGCAAGCUGGCAGAGGUGGAAAAGAAAAUCCAGUUGCUCUACAGACCCUUCAUAUGCAUCAUGGACUUUAGUUGCCGUUUCAACUUAUACGAAUUGGGCAUCCUGAUGCCCGAUACUCGCUUUGAGCCGGCCUGUCAUCCCUCCGUGACCGUGAGGCUGCACAAUAACUUUGCCCAGGUGAAGAUUUAUGCCGGUGGCAAGAUGGUGGCCACCGCCCUUACGGCUGACGCGGCCCGCAGUGCCAUUUUCAGGGUGAUCCGUAUGGUGCAGGAGAUGGACUACAAGCCGGACAUCAAGAACUUUAGCAAGAACGUCGUACAUGCCUCCUUCUGUAUGCCGUUCAAGCUCGAUCUAAAACUGAUGGCGAAAAAUCAUUCGGAGCAGGUGACUAGUAAUCCGGAGAAGCGACCGUUCAUCACCUACACCACCGAGAAUGCGGGCGUAAGAUUUGCCAUAUUCCCCACUGGCUACGUAUUGGUCCUUCACUCCAGCUGUCACACCGAAACCCGGGAGGCCAUUGUUGCCCUAUUGCCAAUCUUGGCCAAGGUUCAAAAUGGAUAUCCAACGGCAGGGGAACUUCAGGGAUCAGAGACGAGUGAUAUGACCUAUAAGUUGCUAUGGGAAAAGAAAUUGGAAGAUGACAAAGAAGGUCUGUUGCUCUAUUCGUGAC